AUGUUCCGUUACGAACCCACCGGGCUGAUAGUCGAGGUCCGCUAUGAACCAGCCCAAGCGGAGGUGCAGAAAGGGUGGGAUCCCGUCACAUAUGGGGUCGCCACCCAUAAAGAUCUCGACGAGUGGGCGGCGUGGCUCGACUCAAUGAAAGUUAAGCGAAGUCCUAUUUACAUGGGCAUUAAAGCGUGGGUAUUGGCCUGCGAAGGCCCGGACGGGAAGAUAGUACGCCUUUAUGUUGAGGACGAGGAGCAUGAAUGGACUGAUAAGCCCGAUCAAGAUGAAUACUGGCUUGGAAAUGUGCAAGCUGAUCCAUCGGCAUAA
This is a messenger RNA of Trichoderma aggressivum f. europaeum, 321 nucleotides long. RefSeq lists its product as uncharacterized. The coding region runs from base 1 to 321 and encodes 106 amino acids. The transcript has a single exon. NCBI's taxonomy places the organism in Eukaryota, Fungi, Ascomycota, Sordariomycetes, Hypocreales, Hypocreaceae. The record is from RefSeq and is a predicted model, not a curated record.